UCAUGUUUCUGUAGAAAUAUGUUUCACUAAUGGAGGUAUUUACAAAGUUAGCAAAGCAAUGUUGUGUAUGACUCCUCCAGAUAGUAGUAAGUUAAAAGGAAUAUGUAAAACAAUCGAUUUAGUUCUAUAGUUUAAGAGUAGCAAUGCAGAAUAAGAAGCUGUUAGUGUUGGCUUGCAGUAUUGUACUGUUCUCUCAAGGAGCAAGAUGUUCUAACUUCUCACUCAAUAUAACUGUCACAAGUAACUCACCCCUCGACUGUAGCACUGGGCUGACUUACCCUGGUCCUGCAUUUAUUAGAGUGGAGUAUCGAUGGCUGGAGAGGGUCAAUAACUCAUUGAUACCUGACCAGUGGAGCACUCUUAAGACAAUGACUACUGAUGCGGACUACAAUGUAACUGGACAUACUCGACAUACUCUACAAAGUUCUAAUCAAAGUUUUGAGCAAGACAGCGUUGAUUCUGUGCAGCUGAGAAUAGUACAGCCAGAACAUGGCGGUGGAUUGUGCAACUGCUGGGAAAUCAGCAAACUGCUGAUUACAUUUGAUGGCAAUAGUUACUUUGAUCUCCUUAACGAAACACGAAGUUGUUACACUAACACCAGUCGUCAACUCACAAGAAAUGAUACCGGUCCUGUACAGUUCUGUGAUGGUAGCGCAGGGGAACCAAGGGGUGUGGUGUUCCUCCCUAUUACGCUGGAUAAUGGCCAAACAGAAGGAUGUGAGAUGAUAGUAAAUGGUUCAGCUCUUGUUGAUAAGCAACCACCACCGAUGAAUUGCGAAACCAGUAACCCAAGAAUAGAGCUGUCGUAUGUGUUGGAUUUGGCCCCAGAUGGCUGUGACAAGAUUGACGUUAUUAAUGAAGGUAUAGAGGUAUCGCUAGGCAACUGGGACAGAGACGGUGAUUGGAUUCCUCUAGCGUACCACACUAGAUUAUCAACUAAUGAUCCUCCACUCCAAGUCAGAGACUAUGAUGUUCCUUAUUACAAUUGUAGUGGAGUUCACUCAUUCAAGAUAAGUGUGUGCGGAGAUGACUAUCUCAGAGAUGGACUGCAGAUAAGAUGGCUGCAACAAGUUAAUUUAGUCCCAAACACACUUAGAGACGUAGUGACAUUAGACAAUGUGUCUAUUAGCUUGAUUGUGAAUGAAACCAGCAUCAGUCUACUGAAGGAUGGAUUUGAUCAGGGAAAUUUGAGCUCAACAAAUUGGAAUAAAGAGAUCAGAAAUAGUGGCGUAUCUACUGACUGCUCUGGUGGCUCUGAUGAUCACAAGAUAGUGUUUGGUCUCAACUGUACAACCUUUGGCUGUGAGCUUAACAGAACAGACGCUAGUCGCAUAGCAACUACAGUCCCACUGAACAUCACUCAAUUCUUAGAAAAGUUUAACGGCAUUUCUACCAACAAUUCAAGUGCAGAAAAUGCCUCUAAUUACUCAGUCCCAGUUCAAGGGAAUCAGUCAAAUGCAACCGUUUUCAAUAUCUGCUAUCCAGAACUGAACAUUAAUCCUACAUCUGUUACUCCAAUGGAUGUUACUCCAAUGGAUAGGACAGCUCCACCUACUUCCAGCAUUGAUUCAUCCUUGGCCGAAGAGUUGGAAUCUGCUAUCUUAAUAGUCUUAAAAAUUAUAAAUGAAAAGGAAGAAUUGAGAGCCAUCAAACAAAAAUCUCCUGCUGAAGCAGCUACUUCUCUGCUCGGCUUGCUGAAGGAUCCACAAGUUGACCGGAGAGCUCUUAUAUAUCUACUCAGUGACAUUGUAGAUCGGGCGAAAAGUAUAAACGACAGCCAACAGUUUGGUCAGGAUGUUUUGGAAGUAGGUGAUGAAUUACUGAAACAAGCACUGAACACGAGUCAGUCCAGCACCAUUGUCGGGAGCACACUGCUUGCUACCAUUGAGCAACUGGCAUUUAAUGUGCUCGCUCCAAAUGAAGACGGCCUUAGGACAUCAAAUAUUGAACUGAUAGUCCAAGAGGUAGAACAAGAUGGGAACGAGGACUCAUACUUCACUGGUAUUGAAACAACCAACGGCUCCAUCCGAGUGCCCACUGAGUUAGUGAGGAUGAUGGGUAAUGGAACUGGACCAGUCACUGCGGCCUCAGUCUACUACAGGAACAUGAGUGGACUGCUGCCGACGGGAGAGAAUGACACUGUGUUAGCAUCUCCAGUGGUCUCCACCAGUCUGCAGUGUGGAGACAAGAUCUGUGACACAGCCAACAUUCAGCUCAGUCAGCCAGUCAUUGUCACACUGAAACACUUCUCACAGUUGGCGCAGGAUAGCAGUGAAAUGAAGUGUGUUUUCUGGGACUUCAAAAGAGGAAGUGACUCUCGGCUAGUCAAUGGAAGAUGGAAUACUACUGGCUGUGAGAGAAAUGACAGUCUCUCUAACUCCACACACACUGUGUGCGAGUGCACACAUCUCACCAACUUUGCCAUUCUCCUCAGCUCUCAGCCCAUAGUGGAAGGUGUGCAUGGAUUUGCACUGGAAGUGAUUGGCUACAUUGGUGUAUCACUCUCUGUACUAGCCAUGCUAGCAACCAUUGUAGCAUUGGUAUACCUAAGGUCUCUCUGGAGCAUGCGUAACUACAUCCACAUCAACUUGUGUGUGAGUCUAAUUCUGGCACAGCUGAUGUUUGUGAGUGGGGUAACCCCUCACGGAGGAGGGGGUGUGGUGGAUCCUGGUUGUCGGACGGCAGCAGUUCUCAUGCACUACUUGUUCCUGGUGUCCUUCAUGUGGAUGCUCAUGGAGGGGGUGGUCUUGUAUGUGGCCCUCGUCAAAGUCUUUGUUAAAAAUCAGAAGAGAUACAUAAUCGGCUUCACAAUUUUCAGUUAUGGUGCCCCUCUGCUGUACAUGGGUCUCUGUGUUCCCCUGGGCUUUACUCUGUACCCCGAGGCAGACUAUGGCUAUGGCUAUGUACAAGUCAGUAACAGCACUCAAGACAAUGAGACCACCACCCAACAGACCGCUGUCUGCUGGUUGAACCCUCAUGGCUACUUCAUACAGACGUUCAUUGUACCAGUUGUGUUGGUCAUUUUGGCAAAUUUUGGCUUCUUCAUCAUGGCAUUAGUGAUUAUGAAAAGACAUGCAAAGAAAGAAACGCACAAGAAUAGAAUACAGAGAGCAAGAUAUUGGCUAAAGUCUUCAGUUUCCCUGGUAACCAUCAUGGGUUUGACAUGGAUCAUUGGUCUUCUGGUGUUCGAGGUCCCUGCUCUUUUCACGCUGGCGUACAUCUUCACGAUCUUUGUUGCCUUCCAAGGAGUGGCCAUAUUCGUCAUAUUUGUACCCCUCUCCAAGCAAGUGAGAGAUGCCUACUCAAAAUGGUGGAGGGUUAAAGUGGCAGAGUCUAACAUUCUCAGGAAUUUUAGCGACUGGUCAUUCAGAAGUAAAAGCCAGUCAGUAGUUAUAAGCAAUGGUAAGACGCCCUCUACAAAUCAGCGUAGCUCAUCAAAUAUUUACGAGCUGGAGUCAUCAAAGUCACUGUUUGAAUCGAAAGCAAGUGUGUCACUGGAUACAGAAGAGUCCGAGGCUCCUGACUAUGGGUUCACUUUCAACAUCACUAUGAUAUUUCCUCAGGGCAAAUCAGAUCGUGAUGUCUAGAUCUGAAUUGGGAACAACGGAGUGGCAGGAUGGAUGACAUCACCUUUAAUUUGAUCAGUGUACCCUGUGAUUAUGUGUGUCGUUUUGUUUUGUUAUAUACAUAACUUUUUAUAGUAUAAUUGUACAGUUUAUUGAGAGCUAUGGCAUUUUAAAAUUUAUUUAUUUAUGAA
This is a messenger RNA of Halichondria panicea, 3757 nucleotides long. Its product is annotated as adhesion G protein-coupled receptor L3-like. The record is from RefSeq and is a predicted model, not a curated record. Gene Ontology annotation, biological process: adenylate cyclase-activating G protein-coupled receptor signaling pathway; cell surface receptor signaling pathway. The coding region runs from base 144 to 3587 and encodes 1147 amino acids. Gene Ontology annotation, molecular function: G protein-coupled receptor activity. Gene Ontology annotation, cellular component: plasma membrane. Lineage: Eukaryota; Metazoa; Porifera; Demospongiae; Suberitida; Halichondriidae. The transcript is spliced from 19 exons.